This is a messenger RNA of Mauremys reevesii (Reeves's turtle), 4106 nucleotides long. RefSeq names its product GID complex subunit 4 homolog (gene GID4). Gene Ontology annotation, biological process: negative regulation of gluconeogenesis; proteasome-mediated ubiquitin-dependent protein catabolic process; protein targeting to vacuole. Gene Ontology annotation, cellular component: GID complex; extrinsic component of membrane. The transcript is spliced from 5 exons. NCBI's taxonomy places the organism in Eukaryota, Metazoa, Chordata, Testudines, Geoemydidae. The record is from RefSeq and is a predicted model, not a curated record. Bases 188 to 736 code for a protein of 182 amino acids.
UCAAUAGCCCAAUGGGAAGGUCGUCCCGCCCCCCGCAGCGCCCGCUGGGCCAAUCAGCAUGUGCGGAGGCGCCGCUGGGAGGCCCUGAGCCAGGCGGCGGGGGUACCGGCGAGUUCCCGGGUCGGUAAGGCGGCCGGGCCGGCUCCCCGCAGCCCGUGUCACGCUGGCGCCCGGGGACCCCCCCGAGAUGCCGGUGCGGAGCGAGUGCUGCUGCCCGGGGGGAGCCCGAGGCCGCGGGGCCGCCGCCAGCCUGGUGCCGCCGCCCCCCAUCAACACGGCGCAGCCCGGGGUCGCCACCUCCCUGCUCUACAGCGGGGCCAAGUUCCGCGGCCAGCAGCGCAGCAAGGGCAACGCCUACGAGGUGGAGGUGGUGAUGCAGCAUGUGGAUAUGGAAAACUCCUAUCUUUGUGGAUACUUGAAGAUUAAAGGCCUUACAGAGGGGAAAUUCCAGGCCUUUUACCAGUAUGCGAAAACAUUUAACUCGGAUGAUUUUGAUUACGAGGAUUUGAAGAACGGGGACUAUGUCUUCAUGAGGUGGAAGGAGCAGUUCCUAGUCCCAGAUCACACGAUCAAAGACAUCAGCGGUGCUUCCUUUGCUGGGUUUUAUUACAUCAGCUUCCAGAAGUCUGCAGCAUCCAUAGAGGGCUAUUACUACCACAGGAGUUCAGAAUGGUAUCAGUCUCUGAAUCUAACUCAUGUCCCUGAGCACAGUGCACCCAUUUAUGAGUUCCGAUGACAGGCGGACAGAAUGAUACCAAGUGAAAACAACCUGGGCAGGAGAGAGCGUGAUCUGCCACGAGAGAGGUGUCCCUGUCGGAAUGGGGGGACACGCGCUUCUCUUCUGCCCAACGGACUUGUGAAAGAAAGCAUGAAUGUCAGCCCAUCCGACCCAAGGAGCAUGGCUGCAGGAGCUGGGAGUCUCCCUCCUGCCAAAUGGCAAUUUGAUCUUUAAUCUGGUUUUAAAGCUACCUUUAAAUGCACUUUCUUUUUGCACAGCUAGUUUCUUUAUCACUGAAAUUCCUCCUGACCCCCUUCUGGAAGUUUGGUCCUAGCUGGAAUCAAUACCUUCUCCUCUGAGUAAUAAGAAAACAUAAGCUCAGCACUUAUGGUUUCAUGUUACAUCCUAGUAUGGGUUGAAAUACAAAGAACUGUGGCCGUUCACAUUUGUCGCUCUGUCUGACAGCUCUGCCACUUCCAGAGCCUGGGCGUGUCAAUGCAUGAGUGAGGCUUUGCCUGGUGGAGAGAACUGCUGAUCUGCAGAGUCCACUACAGAAGCAUUUGGCUGAGACAGACAAGUCUUGAAGACCUAAUGAAUCUCCAGCUCAUACUGGCUAAUGAGGUUAGCCGGAGCUGCAGAUCUCUCAGGAACGCUAGCCACUUCUGAGCUGCAAGCUGUUCCUUUGUCUUGAUAUGCCACGGGGAAUAGAUUAAAUGUAAAGACUUCCAGGCCCUCAGUAGAAGUGGAUCUGAGCUCUGCUUACUAAGUGUAUAUUUGCUCUUUACUUAAGGGUAAAAAAAUAAAAAAGACUUUUAAUAAAAAAAAAAAAUAUUUUUAUGGUUCCUCUUCCCAAGGACCCUAUGGCAAAUGCACAAUUAUUCAGAAUUACAUUUUACUGUUUUCACAUUGAAAACUGUGAAUGUCUACAUUAGUUUUUUAUAUAUAUGUAUGUAAUCAACCAGCAGCUUUGGAAAAAUCGUCCUGGUACAAGUGUUUAGCAGCAUUGCAGAAAUGAUGCUAGUGAACUGUUUAGCAUUUGUACCUACUUUUCGUGCUACACCAACAUCACUGCUUGAUACCUUUAUACCAGGCAAAGCGGAAAAAAACCAACAAAAAACAGUGGCUGUCCUACAACUUUGAAACGUUCAAGUGAAAUAACUUAAGGCUUGUGUGCCAAAGUGUGUGCGUGUAUGUGUGGGGGGAGGCUUUUUUAAAAGACAUUUUAAAAGUUGGCAUCAGUUGUAUAUUUAAUAUGAUACUCUAUGCGUGCAGGGCUUUUGUGAGACAACUUACCUUGCUUUUUUCUGCGUGUUUUAUUUAAUACAAAAAAAAAAAGCUAUUAAGAAAAGGGAGAUUUGUACCAACAGAGCAAAUAAUUUUUAAAGAAUGUUUGCCACUUGCAAUCAAAAAGCAAAGCCCUUCACUUAUGGAGUGCAAAGUUGUUUUUUUAACUAAUUUUUCCUUUUCACAGUGUCCGUAUUGUAUUUUGCAGAGGCUGAGUUGAUAGUUUAAGCCUUAAUGGGAAAGCAUUCAGGUCUCAGUGGGCUCACUUUGUAUAUUCCACAUUGGGAACUUGAUUUAUUUUGCUUAAGAAAAUGAACUGGUUUAAUUUGCUCGGUGACAUAAUAGUCAAAGUUUUGUCCUGUGGCCCUAUUUACCCUAGCUGUGCCCCAGCUUCAAGACACAUUUGGGAAAAGUUGCCUAAACAGGCAAGGAGUAAGUUUCCAUCUUAAAGGGAAACCACCUGGUAUACUGAAAAAGGUGAAGGAUGAGGGAACUUAACUUCUUGUAGGUCUUGAUGGAAAGCAACGGUGGAGUUAAAAAAUGGCUAGAAGACAAAUGCCGAAAUGAUCUCCGAUAACAGCCAGAGGACAGGGUGGGUGCAAGAAGUGUCUUGUCUAGGUCCAUUAUUCUGAUGAGACAAUGAUUGAAUAAGGCGCCUUGGCAGUACAGGGGCUGCUGGCUCACUCCUGUGUACUGGGAGGGGUUUGUCUUAUUUCAGAGAAGGCAGUUGUGGCCACAAAAUAUGAAUGAAGCGUUUUUCUCUUUUCCAGACUAAAACUGAUCAGGCCCAUUUGCAGUAACGCCUCCUUAGACCCUUUUAACAAAAAUUAAAUUUGCAAAUACUUUUAAUCUGUUAUUGGUUUGUGUGCCUCUGGAGCAGUGUGCAAUAUUGUCACUGAUACCCAAACCCAUCACUAUGACAUUUGUGUGACAAUUAGAGUUAGGCUUUAACUUUAAACACUGUGGUGGCCACAUGCAGAAACCGGGGUUGCAGGAGGUCCCUGGGGUCAUCUAAUAAUCAGGAAGCUCUCCUAAUGUGUUCCCUAAACCACUGAGACUUGAUGUUUUUGAGAGGGAUUUGGGACAGAUGGGGCUCUUUUCCCCCUCACAUAAAGCAUAUUUCAGCUGAAAUCCAAAAGUUGCAAAGGAAUGAAAUUUUUUUUAAAGGAUUGUCUUACAUUCAGAAAAGGAGAAGCUUUUAUUCUCUAAAGCCUUGAUUUGCUUGUGGUUUUUUUUCUUCUGAAACUGUUUAAGCUAAGAGGAAAUGCUCUUAAUUAUGUUGCAUUGUGGUGAAAGAAAACUAACAAGGUGAGACUUCUUGGGGAGAGUAAGUGGGAGGGUGGGUCUUUGAGUCUUGUAAAAGUUUAAAAAAAAAACAAACCUAACAUGGGUGCAGAGUCCGAGUAUAUUUAUGAUUAAUUGUGGAAAAGAGACUGGGAGAAGUAUUUUGCAGAGCUAUCAACGUCCAAAUUAAAAAGAAAUGUAUUUUAAGGAGCGCUUGUUUGUGUGUUUGUAAAUUAAAGCAAUUCUUGUUUCAUAGGAACAGCAAGUUGCAUCUUGCUGAUCAAGCUUUAUGGCUGGAGAAUCCAAUAAGCCACUGAUUGUCUGAAGUGAAUUACCCUGGCUUUAAUUGGAAUAGCUUAUUUUCUGCUUGCCAUUCUAACAAUCAAAUUAUCAUAGUGAGAAAGUUCUCUGUAAAACUCUUCCCGAUUGUUAGCUUUAUAUAAAGCUUCUAAGUACCUGCACCUAAGCCCCCUCCUUUCUUGGCUGCUUUCUCAAAGCAACAAUGGCUGACUGGCAGCUGAAAAGUCUGAUGCCCCCUCCCAAACACAGUGGUCCAGGCCUUAAAGAUACAGUAGUGACAACACAGUUCUUACAGCUCCCCACAUCAAACCUGGAACAUGGCCACUUCAGGAAAAUUAGUUCUGUGGUUAGUUUACAUAUCUUGCUGUUCUGGCUUAUAUAAUUUAUUUUUAUUUUCCUUUCCUGGAAAGCCUGAAAGUUUUUUUUUGUGGCUUAGGAAUGAAGUCAUGGUUGCUGACUAGUAUAACAAUGUCCAUCUGUUUGCAUUUGCUGUUUCUUUAGUGGUUGUGGAGAGAGGUGC